Molecule: messenger RNA, 2089 nt
Organism: Penaeus chinensis
Lineage: Eukaryota; Metazoa; Arthropoda; Malacostraca; Decapoda; Penaeidae
Exons: 6
Coding region: 788-1888 (366 amino acids)
Biological process (GO): sodium ion transmembrane transport
Cellular component (GO): membrane
Molecular function (GO): ligand-gated sodium channel activity
Source: RefSeq, a predicted model, not a curated record
CUAUAUCCGACAACAAAGGUUCCGAGUUGUUGGUCUUAUUUAUGAGUUUAUGAGACGGGGUUUUAUGAGGUAUGAUCGAGCGUGUCUCGCUGAGAGGUAAACACACAUGCCACAUAGUCUAAGGAGUGUUAUUGGGUAAUAUUUCGCCGAUUUUUUGCUUCACUUCAAAAUAAUAACGAUUAAUAGAUUUCAAUCCGAACCCUGGUGUCCCUUUUUAACAAUGAUAAUAGUUAUUAAAUUAUUAUUUGAUUAUUAGUGAUACUUGAUUUCGGUAAUAAAGAUUAAGAUUAAAUCGCAAGUUACCAUUUCACAUUUUAAAUUGUUUUAAGGGGGAAAAAAGUGCGACCCGGAACAAGAUGUCAAAAAAAACAUGUUCCAGUGCAGAAAAAAAAAAUCGUGACGUCAUGCACUCUUGAUGUUAUCAAGGCUAUAUAAGAGAAUCGGCCCUACUCUGUCGUGGACGGAGGGAAUGGUGUGGCACAUUAUUCCUGCGAUGAACAUAGGAAUGAGACACAAAAACGCUACUCUGGCGAUGGCUGUUAGUUUGUGCUUCAUGUGCUGUGACUUGUAGACUUACCAACCCGAUGAUACGGUAUUUCCUUCCUUAUCGAACUGCAUAAGACAGCCGGAGGAACCAUGGCUGACGACAAAGGAAACAGAAGAAGUCGGACUUCCGCCAGAACGUGACGGUAGGGACAGUCGAUAUGCGAAUCGUAUCCUCACGAGAACUGCCAGUUUGUGUGUUCAGGAUCGACUGGCUUUCGACGAGGACCCGCCGUCGUAUGAGAUGAUGUAUCCUUCGAGCAGCGACGAUAAUAACGCCCUAAGCCUCAACAACUCGAAACUCGACUGUGGCAUCGUGAUGAGACCACGUAACUUGAAAGAAAACACGAAAUCCCAACCAAACAGCAAUCAAAUCGUCCCUCAAACACCACCGGAUACGAAGGUGACAAGCAGACCUGCCAUCAAACACGGUGACUCCAAGCUGAAACUUUCGCAGGGGAAUGAAAAACCCAAGCCAGAAAAAGUACUCCAGAGAAAAAUCACACUGACCAAGCUUACGGAGACCCGUGAGAAGCUGAUGGUUCAAGCUUCAGGACUGACAAAGGGCGCCAGGGAGACGCUUAGAGAGUUCUGUCAGAAGACGACAGCCCACGGCUUCAGUCACGUGGUAGAAAAUGACAUACACAUCAUUAUGAGGAUAUUCUGGGUCGUCGUGACUUUUGUCAGCCUUGGGGCCUUGUUGUCAGUAGGCUACGACGCCACCUACGCUGCCUUCGUUACAAAGCGACCCUACACGGAGGUGACCUACAGGAACAACCAGAGCACGGGAAUCCGCCUCCCCGACAUGACCAUCUGCACUUUGUCGGGAUUCUGGAAAAGCAAGAUGGAGAAGUACAAUGUGAGCAAGACCCUGGCAUCCUACCUCCUCCUGGCGGUCCGCGGAACAGAGGUCAUCAGCCCAGUGUUGAGUCGUGACCCCAAAAGGAUAAUAUUGUUAAAGGAUGAACUUCGGGAAUACCUGGAAAUGCACAAAGUCACGCUCGAGGAACUGAUAACAAUGCUUUCCCCAGAAUGUGAGGAAUUGGUGAAAGGAUGCUACUCGGCGUCUCAGAGCCUGAGUAGUUCCCUGUGCUGCCAGACGGUGUUGAGGCCUACCAUCACCACACUAGGCGUCUGCUUCACCACACUCAACCAGAAUGGCUUGAGACUCAACCAGACUAUUGCGGGACUGGUAGGAGGCUAUAGGAUUCUCUUCGAUGUCGCCCUUCAAGAGUACAUGGGUGGGUGUUCUCUUUUCUUUUUACCCUUUUUGAUGACAUUUAAUAUUUUUGCCAGUGGAAAUAAACGCGAUGUUCCCGAAAGAGUUGCCAGGAAAUUGAAAUAAGUAAGGGAAGGAAUGAGAACUGGGUAGAAGGAGAUAUACGGGAGUAACUGCUUUGAGCCAAGCUAAAGUUUGGAGUGCUUGAUUUCACUGUACGUUUUGUUUCACCUCCAGUGAUUUUAUCAGACAUAUUUUGUUCAUUAGACACAAUUGUAAUUACAGCAUUAGACUCACAGUCUCUUAUCAUAAUUAGAUUCAGUUUCA